GUUGUGGCAAUCAGCUGGCCGCCUCACAACACGUCUGGCUGCUACACUACACCCAACACUCCUCACACUCACAAAAUGUUGACCGAAUUCUGCCUACUCUGGUCACUAAUUGACUUAAGUGAUGUGAGAAUGACCAGUUAGGUGCAUGCUACCAAUGCUGCGGAAAUUACGGCGGUGAAUGUUCUCGGUGUGUUGAAAAAACUUGCAAAAUGACGCUCUAGCGAGUCUUUGUUCAGUGGUUAAUCUGGGCGGUUACUACUCUACGCGCAGUUAUUGGAUUUUUAGUGUCAGGUGGUUUAAAUGAGUGCCUCCAUGAAGUGAAUUGUUGUAUGGUGUGGAGAGGGAGGUUUACCAAGAGGAAGCUUGAGUGUUGUUAUACAGAAAUGGGGUGGAUGAACCGCAGAGCAGCGCAUCUCUCGCCUGUCUAUCUUCAACUUACAUACAAAUGAGUCUUGAGUGAACAACUUCUUCCACACUGCUGACUAGCUUGAUCACGCUGGGUUGCUUGAUCAUUGUUCACUACACUCAUUGUGAUGAUUUGACAGGUGAGGGCUACACCUCCGUUUACUCAUAUCCUCUACACUACUUCCCAUGAUGACUUGACAGGGCCUCGCGAUGCAAGCACAAACAGCUGUCUUGAUGAAGUACGCUAUCAGGAGGCCUGAUCACAGACCAGGCCACAGGGGCACUCAACCCCUAUCUCACUACCAGGAAGAUGAGGUCGAGUAAUGUUGAGGAGGUCGGGGGUCACGUUCCUGGUGACCCAUGGGAGGUGUUCACCGCACUGGCUAUCCUGGUGGUUGAAGGCAGAACUCCUGGAGGAGAGAGAGGAUACCAUGCUGGGCCCCACUGCCCUCUGCCACACCAGUUGCAACACAAACAUUCAUGUGACCAAAAUGAUCAUGUGUGUGUGCAGGCUGGUGCUUUGAUGCGUCAGUUGCGGGUGAUGUGGGGUGUUGGUGUAGGAGUGAGUCUAGAGGUGUUGGUUGCCCCUGAGUGUCCUCAUGGAACAGCACUUGCCACAACUCUUGAUACUACUACCGCUCCCUCUCAAAACCUUCGCCUCAUUGAACAGUGGAACUUCACCAUCUAUGAUCGCAGACUCCCAGAAGCAACAGCAACUGGUUGGUCAUUGAUGGCAGCUGUGCGCUCCUUCUUGCACUUCUCCCAGUUGUCAGCAUGGUUGAGUGUGUCAAGAGGCCGCCGACCUCCCAAUGUGUUGUACCGCCUCACAGUCACUUCUCCAGUCUUUUGUUCUAAAUUUACAGAAGAAGCAGAAGAGCAUGUGUUUCCACUUGCUUACAUGGGGCAGGACACGUCUAUUAAAGUAGCAGUGCGUUCGCUCCCCCGCAGUGACAACGUUCCUGUAGUGGUGUGUCAUGAACUGCAUGAGGAAGAGGAGGAGGUUGAUGCUCUCUUGUCACAAGGCUUUGCUCCUGGAUCUUCUCAAAACAAGAAGACAGAGUUGGGCAAGUGUGAUGACGACUUAAGGAGAAGUAUGAUGAAGGCAAAAUUGGCAGAGAACUCGCGUAUUAGUCGCAGUGAGUCUCCAGAUACACAGCUUGGUGAAUCUCUCCUGGAUCCCCCUAAUUCCCUUACUCGCUUUCCUCGUCGUUAUCAGUCCCCUUCUCGAUCAGGUUCCCCAUCGUUGGAAACCCCUGAACAUCUUAUUUGUCGUCCUAGACCACCAGCUCCCCAAAUUAAUAAACCUCCAGAUGUUAGCAUGGUGUUAGGCCCCACUACACCUUCUCAUCCAUUUUCUUGGACCCAGGCACGUUUUCCGAUAACCCCAAUUACUCAUCACUCUUCAGUGGACUCGCUGUGCUCACCCAAUGCUGAAGUAUUAAAUCUUCAUCAGCAUCGCCAUCAGUUGCAGCAAAAUACGUACAGAUUUGAGUUCUCAGGACCUUAUCAGCAGUAUCGAAGGCCACAAUAUAUAUACAGUCGUCCACAAAUGUGCUGGCCACACGUUCAACGAGUACAGCAACAGAAACCUCAACAAAUUACACCCCAUCCACAACGAACUCAUCUUAGUGUAAAUCCCUGCAGCUAUGACCAGCAUCCAAAGUCACUAGGUCAGUUAUCCCCACGAGGUGGGAAAUACCAACAUUAUCCUGAAUACCAAAUGCAAGAGCAACAUGAAUAUCAUAGGCCUACUGGAGAGUGCCCUGAAUAUCAUAGGCCUACUGGAGAGUACCCUGAGUAUCAGAGGCCUACUGGAGAGUGCCCUGAAUAUCAGAGGUCUGCUGGAGAGUGCCCUGAAUAUCAGAGACCUACUGGAGAGUACCCUGAAUAUCAGAGGCCUACUGGAGAGUACCCUGAAUAUCAGAGGCCUACUGGAGAGCACCCUGAAUAUCAGAGGCCUACUGGAGAGUACCCUGAAUAUCAGAGGCCUACCAGAGAGUACCCUGAAUAUCAGAGACCUACUGGAGAGUACCCUGAAUAUCAGAGACCUACUGGAGAGUACCCUGAAUAUCAGAGACCUACUGGAGAAUACCCUGAACUUUCUACUUCAUACAAAGAUGGAAGACCUGUUCGAGAAUACCAAGAGUGCAAUCCAUAUUCAAGAUUAAGAACUAGGGGAGAAUAUCCUGAAAUUGGUGCUAGUGGCCAAGAUUUUAACUCAGGCCGUGACCAAGGGUUGAAACGACGUGGAGAGUAUCCCAGCGAGUGGGAAUGUCAGACAGAUCAUCAGCAUAGCAAAAGGGAAUAUUUUCAACAGUUUCCAUCAGAUAAUGAAGCUUCUACAAGCAACUCUAAAAUGGGGAUAAGCGUAUGUAGCACAAGAGUGAAGCAGAGUCACUUGAAGCUGGGUAAACAGACACAGGAAACUCUUGGCCUUCCUAAGGUGAUAGAUGAUCAGCUUCGACUGUCUUGCUUAUACACUGGAAAGCAUCUGUGCUCCAGUUUGGAGGAUUUAUCUGAAAUAGGCAAAAAAGGGGAAACUAAAUCUUCACAUCUUCAUUCCAAGGCUUUGAAGCAAGAAAUGAAGAAGAGGGGUGAUGUUAGCCCAAGCCACUUGUUUCACAGCAAGUUUAACUUUGAGUUAACUCCAAAAGAGACCAUGGAAAUCCUUAGUGUUCUCCGGCAACCAACUCCUGUACCGCCUCUACGUAUUGAUCGCCAUAGGAAUAAAUCCCAAACUGAAUCUCCAAGAAGUGCUUGUGAAUCAAGUUAUUUUUCAAAUUAUCAAGGGCAUGUUAGCAGUAAAUCAUGGGAAGAAAAGGAAAUUGAUGUAAAAUGUGCAAAUUGUACAGAAAAGAAGAUAGAUGGUAGAUAUUGGAAAGAAGGUAAAUUAGAGUCCCUUCAUUUGAAAGAACAAGAUGGGAAAACUGAUUGUAAGUUUGAGAAAGAUGAACGGAAGACAGGUGAUGUGUUUUGGAAUAAAUGUAAAAAGAAUGUGGGACCAAAAGACCCAUCUUUAGGUUUUCAUGGACACAGUGAAAAGUGCCAUAAAGAAAAUUGGGACAAAGAUGUCCAAGAGUUAACCUCUAGUCCUGAAAACUUGUUUCUUGAAGCUAUAGCUCGUAGUGGUGAGAAACAUUGUGAUAUUUCUAGUUGUAAGACAUUAGUGGAUAGUAGUGAAUCAUAUCGGACCAGAGUUUGUAGUGAUAUUAGUAAGGAAUCUUGUGAUAAAAGAAGUGCAGGUGAAUACAAUGAACAGGUUAAUUAUGACUCAAAAAAUGUUUGUGGACAGAGUGUGCAAUCAUUUUUAUCUUCAAGUCAAUCUAGGUGCAUCGAAGCUAAGAAAAUUACUCAAAAGACUAGUUUCUUUACUGCCACUAGUGAGCCCACACUUCCUGUAACCUCUCAACCUCAGAAGCAAACUUCACAGAAUUUAGUUAAAAGUCCAUUUAGUGCAGUUUUAUCAAGUUUUCAGAAAGAAUAUAAUCAUGUCUUUGAAGAAGAACAAGAUCAUAGUCAAGAUUCAGUUCAAUUAAAGUCUUUAAAAGAGAAAGAAACAGUUAAAAGGGCAUUAAAAUUUGAAGAUGGAAGAGCUAUUCAUUCAGUUGUUGUAAAUAAAACAGAGAAAAAUAUAUCAAAUGGCAACUAUUUAAAUGAAAAGUUCCCAUCAGAAGUAGCUGGCCAAACCAUUUUAAAAAUUAAAAGCCAAGAUACUGGUAAAAUUGUACGGGAUACCCAUGAAGGGUUUUUAAAGAGUACAAGUUUGCUCAAGCACCUUAUGACUAAAAAUCAUCAACCAGCUCAGGAUAACACUCAGGAUAACAAAUCACCAAAUUAUGAGAAUAAUGAUAUGGAAUGGAGUGAAGUGGUAGGGCAAGGAACACAUGAUAAAAGUGAAGCACAGGAGAUGGUAGUUCAGGAAGAGGAAGACUUUGGUGUUCAACUACGAGAUUUGAAUCAUGUAGAUGAUGAAGUUGAAAAAAUUUGUAAUGGAAAGGGGGUUCCUAUUCCAUCGGCUAGUGAAAAGGCUCAGUUCCGACGAUCUCUAGAUUCUGCAACAAAUAUGGUGUUUCACAGCAAGACUGGACUGCCGCUUACUUCAUCUCCAGCACCGUUGCGCAAAGGCAAACGUUUUGACUAUGAUUCAAGUCUCAAUAGUGUUGCUGCUAUUAAGAGAUCGACAUCGUUCCACUGCAGCGCGUUGUAUACUUGUGAUAAUGACGAGGAAGAAGUCUACACUGUGGAAACCAAUGCAGCUCACAUCAACACCACCAAAUCAACACAACUAUCAAUAUCAGCUCCAGCCACUGUUACGUGUUCCAACCUACUAGGCAGCUUUGAGGAAUGUGUCUUAAAUGGUCGUCUUGAGCCUGUAUCCACAGUUCAGGGCUUCACUGCUGAGAUAGCAGCCUCUGGAUCCUUCUGUCCCAAGCGCAUCACCAAGCCUGUUACUGUCUUCUUCUAUACCUUAUGUGAUAAUGACCAGAUCUCCUCUCCAUAUAUGGUUUGUCAGUUCUAAAUCUGGCAAGAUCUACCUCCACACUGAUAUCCGCAUGCUAAUCUUCCGCAAGAGUGACGCUGAUGCUGCCACCCUGCACAAGACCAGUGUUCCCUAUGAACUGCGCUCUUUUACACAUGGUCCCACCAAUCCAAAAUUUUCACCAAGGAAGUAGUAAAUUUUUUCUUUUCUUGUUCACUGAUGCUCUUUCUCUACUUUUCGUCAUUCAUUGCAUAGUUUAAGUACCCUAAUUCAUUACUUAGGUGUAUUCUCAUGAAAAUAUAAAAAACAUUAAAUAUUUAAGCAAAAAAUUAGGGUAAAGGAGUAGAUGUAUUUGGAAUUAAUUUGAAACGAGUAUAGCCGAAAUUUGUGCAUUUAUUUACAGUUAAUGAAGAAUUAUGUACCAUAUCACUUUUUUUGUUAUUUGGUAACAUAAUAUACUGUGCAGGGGUACCUUAAGUAUAAUUGUUAUAACUUCCAGAAUAAUUUAUGCUCUUUCAUGAAGAGCAUAUACAUUUUGGAUAUUUAAUGCUUCCAGCCAGACUUUUAGAAUAAUUAAUAACCAUCCAGAGAAAUUACAUAAAGUAUUUCAUGUUUUACAUAAGUGUGGGUGUGUUUGAGGGAAGUUUUGGGGGGAGGAGGGAGCAUAGAAGUUUAUCAUGUGUGAAUGUACUUGACUUUGUCAGUAUGCAUGAAAGAUUAAAUAUUAUAUUGUAAUAUCUCAUAGUGAUGUGCAGCAUUAUCAAAGCAGUGCUUGGAAGUAUGGUGCAGUGGAUGCUUCAUGUCUGCAUGUGUCAUACAAUGUUUACACAUCAAACAUUAGAUGCUGAUCUCAGUAUUGCAUAUAUAGGUUUUUUCAUAUUGAGGUUAUUACCUCAAGAAAGUUGAGUUGCCAGAGGAACAAAGGCAUCAGAUAUACCCUAGGUACUUUUCUUGUAAAUUUUUUUCUUUUUAUAAUUUUCAAGACUUUGAUUAGUCCUGCAAUAAGUCUAGGAAAUGUUGCUUUUUAGUGAAAUUCGUAUCAUAUUUAAAGUUUUAAGUCAAGGUCAGGAGGAGUAUGCUAUCUUGCAGUGUUUUUCUUCACAGCCAUAGUUGCUUUAUUCUUCCCCAGGGAUAUGAUCAUCUUUCUGUCUUCAUUGUGUGCCAUAUGUGCACAUUACCAAUCCCACAUUUUAGUUUCUUUUCUUCAUUCAGUACUUGACUCUCCAUUCUUGCAUUUCAUUAUAUUUUCUCUCUUGUAAAAGAAGUGAAAUUUUAUCACUGCUUUGUUUCCCAAAGUACAUCACCUUUUUCUGUCUAUAUUUAAUGUUAAGAUAUGCUUUAUUUUUCCCUGUAGGACUCUUUUAUUUGUUUCCAUUUGUAAUUUAGCUUUUUCAUUAGCAAUUAAUUGUUAAAAAGUGGCAACAAAGCAGCAUGCAUUUCCAUCUAGCCAGAGCUUGUCUCCCCACCCACUGCUCAAGCCUUAUGUAUACAGUAAGAAAGUAACAAGGGCAUACCAUAACUUUUUCUCAUGCACAUUUCAAAAUUUUCAUUCGCCAAUUGAUUUAGCCUUACACUAAAUAUGAUGUCCCAGAUACACACCUGCCUUUUGUUAGAUUUUCAGACUAUUAAACAUCUCGUCCCACUCUUAUUAUAGGCUUUUUUCAGAUCCAUAAAUGAUUUUUUUCAUAUAUAGACCAUUGCAAAGGCAUAAUUGCAUAUUUAAUACUGUGGAAAAAAUCGAUUAUACCUUUAAAGAUAAUAAUUGCUUCUUGAACUGUGAAAGGUCUUGGAAAAGACAGGCUGGUGAUUAGUUCCAAACAAUGACUGUGAAGAGAGAAAUAAAACUGCAUAACAUCUUAAGUCUGUUAAUAUAAAAGUUUUGGGGAUUAUCACUUCAUGGUCUGAUCUUAGCCUAAGUCUCCUAAAUGGGGAAAAAGAAAAAGAAUGGAAACUGUUUAAGAAUAACAAAGUAAAGGUAAGUAUAUGCUGAACAUAAGAAAUUUGUAGGAUGAACCUGUCAUCUUCCAUACCCAUGAAACUUAGAUUAAUGACCAGCCAUCUUGCCCUGCCAAAGCAAAACAUUUAUCAGGCUUCCAUUUCAUACUUAUAUGAGAGGACAGUAGUAGCUUCCUGGAUGGCUAUUAUCUGCCAUCUUACUGCCUGUUAACUCUUAUUAUAGGAUUAAGAAGAGAGAAGAGACUGCAGUAAAAUUAUGAUGUAGUUAUAUAUGUUGGGGAGAGGAAAAUAGGAUAAACUCAAGGCUGCCAAUUAAUACUGCUUGUCAAUUAUUCACCCUCAAUUUUUAAUCAUUUACUCAUCAUAAUGCAAAAAUGUAAAGCAAAACUUGAGAAAGUACAAAGGAGUGUAUCACAACUGGUGCCAGAGUUAAGGCAAAUUAAUUAUGGACAAAAAAUUGAAGGAGGAAAGAAAUAAAGGAGAUAUGAUUAUGGCAUACAAUAUUCCAGAGCAAAGUCUCUUACCAGAGAUGAAACUAAAGCUAAAAAUUAGGGGACAUGGUUGGAAAUUACACCUCAAAAUAAACCACAGGGAUAUCAUAAAACUUUUCAACUUAAAGGUGAUAAAAAAAAAAAAAUAGUGAAAUGAUCCAAACAGUGACAAUGAAUACAGACUGUGUACAAGGGUUCAUAAUAAGAAAUGUUAUGUUUCACUUCAGUUGGUUGAAAGUUGAGAUGCAGGGCCAAGAGCUUGAACUCAUCUCAUCCAAAUCAGUAAUUAUACCUUCCUCUCCAUUUGCUUAGCAAACUAAUUCUCUAGUUUCUACUCUCAUCCUUAACCACUCUUGUAUUUAUUAACUACAAUUUCUGUAUUUUCUAGUUAUUUAGCACCUUACCCAUUCUUUAACACAUUUUGUGCUUCGAUUAAAUCUCAUUACCAGCAUUUAAUUUCCAUCAAAUUUUUAGAACUUUUUAUUUAAGUGGUUGCUCCUUAGUAUUUAUUUUCUUAUUUCAGCAUCUUCCAUUUCAGUCAUAAAUGCUUGACUUGUUUUCACAGUACAUUACACCCUUGAUGUAAUGGACUAAUAGAGGGGAUAGUAUGAAUAUCCAUCAAAUCGGAACAAUGCUUAAAAAUAGAAAAAAAAAAACUAGAAGUCUACUAUAUGCCUAUAUAGUA
Messenger RNA from Cherax quadricarinatus, 8017 nucleotides. The record is from RefSeq and is a predicted model, not a curated record. NCBI's taxonomy places the organism in Eukaryota, Metazoa, Arthropoda, Malacostraca, Decapoda, Parastacidae.